AUGCUAUCGAAAAUGGCCUUUCUGAGCUUAGUCCAAGCCAUUGGCUCUCACGCCAAUACCAUACCCUCCGUAACCUCUGGUUGUAGCGACGCUUGUGCAGAACUAGAGCAUCUUGUUGGUUCACAGAGGUUUCACCCUGCUGGUAACGACCCCCAAUUUCAGAUCUGGGAUGGCAAACAAGCAGAGGUGGUUUCUGCCUGUCGAGUCGAACCGCAAGACACCUCCGAGGUCGUUAAAACUCUAGAGAUUCUGACCAAGCACUGGUGCACAUUUGCAAUCAAGGGUGGUUGCCAUUCCAGAGCUUUAGACGCCAGCAAAAGCAGUGGUGGUGUUACGAUUGACAUGAAUCGUUUCAACCAGGCUGUUCCUGAACCUGACAGACAAAGUGCCUGGCUAGGAAGCGGUCUUACACUCUUCAAAGCUUUCGGCCAGCUUGAAGCGUUUGGAUUGACAUUCAUUGGCGGAAGAGUCGAUACAGUUGGCGUCGCUGGCUUCACCAUGGGCGGCGGCUUCUCCAACCUGACGCCUAAGCACGGCCUAGCUGCCGAUAACGUCUUCGAAUACGAGCUUGUCUUGCCAAAUGCAACAGUCUUCAAUGUAACCCAUGACUCCAACCCCGACCUGUACUAUGCACUGCGUGGUGGUGCCAACAACUUUGGCAUCAUCACUCGCUUCCGUGCGCGCGUUUUCAACGGCACUAACAAUUGCUGGGGUUCAAGUCUUUUGAUUCAAAGUAUACUUCCAAUGUUCUUGCCCAAACGCAUCGGUUCACUAUCGAUCUCGCAUCCGACACGGACUUGUCGCAUUGGACUCGCUUUCUAUAUAAUCGGGAGCGCGACGCCUUUGAACCGGCAGUCUACUUGUCGUAUCUCAAGCCUGAAGAAGAGCCCCCUGUUUUCGAUGGGCUUAACAAAAUUCCACAAAUCGAAAGCAAAUUCACUAUUGACUAUCCCAGCGUUCAAGUCUCCGCUCCAACGCAAGAGAAGUUCGGACAACGUCAUUUAUUUACUACGUUGA
Molecule: messenger RNA, 1017 nt
Organism: [Torrubiella] hemipterigena
Lineage: Eukaryota; Fungi; Ascomycota; Sordariomycetes; Hypocreales; Clavicipitaceae
Source: the annotation of a GenBank genome assembly